Penicillium brevicompactum is the source of this 1500-nucleotide messenger RNA. Its product is annotated as FAD-binding oxidoreductase. Bases 1 to 1500 code for a protein of 499 amino acids. The transcript is spliced from 5 exons. Lineage: Eukaryota; Fungi; Ascomycota; Eurotiomycetes; Eurotiales; Aspergillaceae. Gene Ontology annotation, molecular function: FAD binding. The record is from RefSeq and is a predicted model, not a curated record.
AUGCGCGUUACAUCUGUACUCUCUCUUGCUGGCGUCGCCGCUGCAUCGUCGCUCUCGGCUCCGGCUGCCGCCUCGACCCAUGUUUCGGGCUGCUCGGCUCUGCGCGCGCCCGUUGGAAACUCGCUGUUUGCCCGUGGUAGCAGCGUCUACAAGUAUGAGGCCGCAAACUUCUGGUCCAACACGGAGUUGAUGACUCCUGGCUGUGUUUUCCGGCCUCAAUCAACUGCCCAGUUGGCUGAUGGUAUCGAAGCGCUGGCCAAUGCGAAUGCUGAGUUCGCCGUGAGGGGUGGUGGACAUAUGGGUAUCAAGGGAUCAAACAACAUCGAUAAUGGUGUUUUGAUUGUGAUGUCCAACUUGACCACUUUGGAAUUAAACGAAGAUCACUCCGUCGUCUCUAUUGGUCCUUCCCACCGAUGGGGAGAUGUUUACGCCUACCUGCAGAAGUAUGACCUUUCCGCUGCCGGUGGUCGUCUCGGACCCGUCGGUGUGCCGGGAUUGCUCCUCGCUGGCGGUGUCAACUUCUACGGCAACCAGGUCGGCUUCGGUUGUGACACCGUCAUCAACUACGAGGUUGUGUUGGCCGAUGGUUCUGUCGUCGAAGCCAACAAGACCAGCAACCCGGAUCUGUUCUGGGCUCUGAAGGGCGGAAGCAGCAACUUCGGAAUUGUCACUCGAUUUGAUCUGGAGACUGUCAAGUCCCGCAAGGUCUGGGCUGGUACUCACACCGUCGCCGCUCAGUACAUUGACCAAUUCCUGGCUGCCGCUGCUACUUACGCAUCCAACAUUUACGACUCCAAGACUCACGUCGUCCCCGCUCUCGUGCCCGGUGAGACCACUCUUGCCUCGGUGAUCCUGUUCUAUGACAGCGAAGACACCAGCUACCCCGAGAUCUUCAAGCCGUUCACCGAUAUCCCGGCUAUCAGCAGCACUCUUGACUUCAAGACCGUCAGCGAGUUUGCUACCGAAACCGGGGCAAUGGUUGUCGACGGAAUCAAUGACGUCUUCGUUGCCGGUACCGUCAAGGGAACAACCUACAAGGAACUGCUCCAGGGAAUCACCAUCAUCAACCAGACCUUCUUCAACGAGCUCCCUAAGCUGUACAAGCAGAUUCCCACUGCAAACAUCUCCACCAUCCAGCUCGACUGGCAACCCAUCGGUGCCGACUGGAUGAAGGCCUCCGAAGCUCGUGGCGGAAACGCCCUGGGUCUGGACUCCUCGCAGGUCUACCUCUGCUACGCCGAGGUCGUCGAGUGGAUUGGUUCGGCCUACGACGAGAUUGUCGCCAAGUGGGUUGAGGACACUACCUACAAGAUCAACAACGCUACCCAGAAGGCUGGUCUGUAUGACGCUUUCAACUACAUGGGUGACGCUGCUGGUUUCCAGUCUAUCUUCCCUGGGUAUGGCGAGGAGAACCACCAGAAGCUCGUGAGCAUUGCUCAGAAGUAUGAUCCUAAUGCUGUCUUCCAGACCUUGAUGCCCGGUGGCUUCAAGGUCUACUAA